AUGCUUCAAAUGGAGCAAUCGUGGCAUGUUGUUGCUAUCCAAGAUCCGCCUCCUGAGAUAAUAUGGUCUCUCUCAGAGGUUCGACGCACACAUCAUCUUUGGUAUCAAUCUCUAAGAUUCGUAACCGAGAACGACCAUAGAAUGCUCCGCGAGGAUGGAGCGGCUGCACCUCAACUCCAAGCAAAGGUUGCCUUUCUCGUCUCUCGUGAGAUUCCUGAGACAGAUUGGCGUGUAACUGUACCUGAUUGGGGUAACAACAUGUUGGCAACUCUUUUGCUAAAUGGGCCUUUCGGCGUCAUAAACAUUCACAACAUUUACAGAAUUGACCCCAUCGAUAAAACCAGGCGGCUUGAUAUGGUUGAGCUUGUUGGAAAUUGCUAUUCACGGCCAAAUCGAAAACUUGGUCUGUGGUUCUGUUGGGAUAGGGCAAAAAAAGAGGAGUAUUGCAAAAUGGUGGCCGAUGGCUUGGAGGCACUAUCUGUGCCGAAUUUAGAUGAACCCGACGGCAUCGACAUUCAUCUCUCUCUCAUCACUAAAGUAUUAGUGAAAGCUGUGAGCAAAACAGUUCCAGCCAGUCUCACUUGCAAGCUUCCUCGCCCGAUGGGGAGACCUCAGCAGGGCAAGAAAAAGGAGUCUCAGGACGAUAAGACAAAAGAGCCUCAGGAAGAAAAGGUAAUGGAGCCUCGGGCAGAAAAGGCAACAGAGCUUCAAGAGGAAAGGGGGGACGAGCAUCGGAUCCAGCCGGCUUAUAAAGAGGCCCCCUUUGAGCCAUUGUCAAAUCCCACGAUUUGGAAUCUUUCAAAGCAACCCAAGCGCAGAGCAAAGCCUGCAGAUUUACCGUACACUCCCGACUUUCAAUUCUCCGGCAAAUGCGCAACAACCGGCAAAGAAAAGAGCAUCAUGUACAUGGACGCCAUAUAUGGCCAGGGGAAGACGAGCAAGACAUCUUCUACGCAUCCGCGGCUUCCUGAAAAUCUCGACUGCAUCGUGCCGGCUGAGAGCAAGUUGGCUCUGGGAGAUCAAGGCCCCAUUGCUCGCCAGGGAGAGGUUUCAGCUCUCAUCGCGGCGUUACCAACCAAGAAGUCGGCCGGAAUUGACAUUCUUGACAACGAAGCACUUAUUAUGGCCAGAGAAAUCAUUUCGCCGUAUCUUGAAAAGGUCUUUAACGGCUGCAUAGAAAACUGCUACUAUCUAACCUACUGCAAGCUGUCAAAGACUACAUACAUAUACUUCAUACCGUAUUUCCAAAACCCAAGAAAGCGGCCAACAACCAAAAGUCGUAUCGUCCAAUUGCUCUUCUUUCAAAUAUGGGCAAAGUCCUUGAGCGAUUAA
Trichoderma virens Gv29-8 is the source of this 1332-nucleotide messenger RNA. RefSeq lists its product as uncharacterized. Lineage: Eukaryota; Fungi; Ascomycota; Sordariomycetes; Hypocreales; Hypocreaceae. The record is from RefSeq and is a predicted model, not a curated record. Bases 1 to 1332 code for a protein of 443 amino acids. The transcript is spliced from 2 exons.